AUUCAUGCUACCUAUCCAAAUUUCUCGUCUUCGAGGGGCUGUCGCUUCGCACUAUCUAAUAGGGACCGCGCCCCGCCGCCGCUCGGCUGGGUCUGGAACUAGCUAGUAUGGCGGCGAUGGUACUCACUACGGUAUGCACCACGUGGAGAAUGCGGAGAGUUGAAACAGGAGCUCGAUAGGCGAGGGUGCCAGUAGUUUGGUUAUGUAGCAAUUUCUAGGAAUAUAAGUCAUUGGAACCCCAGUUUCCCGAUCUUCUUUGUUGUAGAGACUCUGAUGCUCCCAAAUCCGCCCUACUGAUCGCGUUUAGAAUGGAAGCUAUUCAACGGGUCCUUCCCGAGGGAUUCCCCGUAUCCCUCCAAGUGGUCAUAGCGACCUUGGUGCUUGGCGUUGUCUAUUCACUAAUCACCAAGGAUCGACCUUUUGCUGGAUUUCCUGUCGUAACGGUCAAUGGGCUUAGCCCAACAAAAAGUUGGCUAUGGCACGGGCGAGAGGUUUUGGCUGAAGGCCGUCGACGGUUUUCUGGGCCAUUCCAAAUUAUGACGGGUACUGGCCCGAAAAUCAUCUUGCCCAACAAGUACGCGGAUGAGAUCCGCAAUCAUCCCGCGCUGAACUUCAAUAAGGCUUUCGGAAAGGAUUUUAUGGUAAACUAUCCCGGUUUUGAGGCUCACCGACUCGGUCUACGUGAUGAAAAUCUGAUACAAGAAACUGUACGAGUGAAAUUAACUCAAUCGCUGAACUUGGUCACCGACGACCUUGUGGAGGAAACAGCCGCAUCAUUGCACGAUGUUUUCGGUGAAGAUGAGGCAUGGAACACCCGGCAAAUUAGGGACGACAUGCUCGAAGUUGUCGCUCGACUCUCAUCGAGGGUAUUUCUAGGAAAGGAUCUAUGCCGAAACCGAAGAUGGCUCGAUAUUUCUAAGACUUACACUGUCGACUCCUUCCUUAUUUCCCGGAUCUUGAGGGCUAUCCCAUCCCCCCUCCGACGGAUCGCUUACAUGAUCGCCCCACAGUCAAGGUCGCUGCAAAAUGCUGUUAGAGAUGCUCGCAAAUUGAUCAACCCCGAAGUGAAGCGUCGUAGGGCCGCCGUCGACGCGGCGCGUGCUGCCGGCGAAAAGCCGCCCAAGGUCGCCGACACGAUUGGCUGGAUGUACGAAGUCGCGAAGGGACAAGACGACGUUGAUUAUGUUGCCGGGCAGCUUUCGCUGACAAUGGCCGCUAUUCAUACGACUACGGAAGUUACUUGUUCGGCGCUUUUUGAUAUCUGCGAGUACCCCGAGGUAGCCCAGCAGCUCCGAGAGGAGAUCGUCCAGGUUAUCGGGGAGAACGGUUGGGCUAAGACGUCGCUAUACAAACUCAAGCUUAUGGACAGUUUCCUAAAGGAAGGGCAGCGCCUCCGACCUAUGGGAGAAAUUUCUAUGCACCGAUACGUCGAGAAGGAUAUUAAGCUCUCCGAUGGCACCGUACUUCCGAAAGGCGCCCGAGUUCAGGUAGCGGGUAACUACACGGACCCCGCGAUUUACCCCGAACCGGAAAAGUUCGACGCCGCCCGAUUCCUGAAGAUGAGACAACAGGCUGGUCCGGAAAGUACCAAUAGCUGGCAAUUUGUUACGACUAGUCCGGCUCACAUGACAUUCGGACACGGUCAACAUGCGUGCCCCGGUCGGUUCUUCGCUUCGAAUGAAGUGAAGAUUGCGCUAUGCCAUUUGUUGCUUAAGUACGAUUGGAGGUUCAUUCCGGGUGAGGGCAGACCGGCUCCGCGAUCAUUUGAGGCCGUUCGGGGUGUUGAUCAGAAGUCAAGGAUCCAAGUGCGACGCAGGAGGCCCGAGAUUGAUCUUGAUAACUUUUAAAAGGUUCUAAUGCGACUACUGUACAUAUUAUUUACCUAGGUAGCUAUUCGUUAAUAUAGUGGGUUAUUACUACUAUACCAGUCAAUUUAUACGUGAUGGCUGUCCGGGCGGUUGGGAUGCUUGGGGUCGGCAGGUGCCUCCGAG
This is a messenger RNA of Hypoxylon trugodes, 1991 nucleotides long. Its product is annotated as cytochrome P450. NCBI's taxonomy places the organism in Eukaryota, Fungi, Ascomycota, Sordariomycetes, Xylariales, Hypoxylaceae. The record is from RefSeq and is a predicted model, not a curated record. The coding region runs from base 309 to 1847 and encodes 512 amino acids. Gene Ontology annotation, molecular function: iron ion binding; oxidoreductase activity, acting on paired donors, with incorporation or reduction of molecular oxygen; monooxygenase activity. The transcript has 3 exons.